AUGUGGUUUAGUGCUACUGGUGUGAAAGCUCCAACAGGAGAGCUGCUUGCCAGUCGGGACUCCUCGGCCCAGGCAGGAAAAGCGGAGCGGCAGGAGAGCAUGGGUAGAGUGUGCAGCGCCUGGGAGUUCAGGUCAGAGAAGGAGAGCCUGCAAUGCAGUCUGCUGGAGGCUCAUCAGCAUGUGUCAGAGCUGGAGAUGGCCAGGAGCCGUCUGGAUGGCCAAGUUUGUUCAGCCACGCAGGCCAAGGAGGUGAUCCUGGAGGAUGUGAAGGGCCUUCGGCGUGAGCUGCAAGCUGUAAGAUCUUUCAGCAAGCAGCAAUGUGGAAACAUGGCUGAACAGCUCCGCUGGGCAGAAGAGCAGUGCAGUAAGGCUCUCAGACUCUGGCAGUGUGCUCAGGAGGAAGAAAAAAGGAAGCUGGAAAAACUGGAGAGCCAGCUAGAACAACAGCGUUUGGAGGCAGAGGAGCUGCUGGAGCAACGGGACAAGUUCCUGGCAGAGCUGCAGCACCAGAAGGUCGAGCUGUUAUGCAAGCUGCGCCGGCUGCAUCAAAAGUUAAUACAAAGCCAGCAGUUUGUAGAUCUCCUGAGGGAAGAGCUGAAGGAGGAGCAAGAGAAUGGGCAGAAUAUCAAGGACAAGCUGCAGAAAGCUCAGAGGAAAAUGAAGGCCAUGGAGAAGAGGCUGAAAGAAGAAAUAGAAAGGAUGCAAGAGAUGCAGCUUCAGUUGAGGCUGGCUCUAGAGAAACAGGUGAAUGAAGGGGCAGUAGGCAGUGCAGUCAUGUAA
This is a messenger RNA of Oenanthe melanoleuca, 780 nucleotides long. Its product is annotated as myosin-6-like. The record is from RefSeq and is a predicted model, not a curated record. The transcript is spliced from 7 exons. Bases 1 to 780 code for a protein of 259 amino acids. NCBI's taxonomy places the organism in Eukaryota, Metazoa, Chordata, Aves, Passeriformes, Muscicapidae.